Molecule: messenger RNA, 690 nt
Organism: Cryptomeria japonica (Japanese cedar)
Lineage: Eukaryota; Viridiplantae; Streptophyta; Pinopsida; Cupressales; Cupressaceae
Product: putative receptor like protein 25
Exons: 1
Coding region: 1-690 (229 amino acids)
Molecular function (GO): protein binding
Source: RefSeq, a predicted model, not a curated record
AUGAUAAAUCAAAGCAACCAUGCCUAUCUAAUAGGGUGCAAUUACUAUUAUGCCCAUUUAUUCUUUGAGAAUGAUAUAGAUUUGUUUAACAAAGGCCAGCAAAUGCAGUAUCAAAAAAUUCUAUCCAUCUUUACUCUUAUUGAUUUAACAGAUAACCAAUUAACAGGCAAGAUUCCAGAGGAGCUGAGAAUCCUCAAGGCUUUGAUAUCACUGAAUAUUUCAAGGAACAAUUUAACAGGAGAAAUUCCUAGUUCCCUAGGGGAUAUGCAAGAUUUGGAAUCGCUAGACCUUUCCCACAAUUUAUUAACUAGGCCCAUCCCUGAUAGCCUGGGAAACGUCAACAUGCUGGGCUAUUUAGAUCUAUCCUAUAAUAAUUUGUCUGGCAGGAUUCCACAGGUUAGACAUCUAGACACAUUUGGUGGCCUCUCCUAUGUGGGCAAUGCCGGCCUAUGUGGGGCUCCCUUAAAUAUCAGCUGUGGGACAAGUGCACCUCCAUUAGAGCAACCAGUAAAGGUGGAAGCUGAAGGGGAGGACAAUACAUGGUGGGCUAUGGCAGUAGGGCUAUGUUAUGGAUUGGGAGUGGGUCUAGUUGUCAGGUUAUUGUCUUUUGACAGGGACGGGAGGAGGCUAUAUUUUCAGUUCCUGGAUGACCUCAUCCGAACGUUGUGUGAAAGGUUGCCAAGGAGAUGA